CACACACACACACACACACACACACACACACACGCACGUGUCUUUAUGUGAUUGAUACCUGUCUCUUUGUGUCUGCGCCGUGGAUCUUUCCGGACUGAACUGUACCAGAACAUGGACUGACGGGCCACUCUCUGUUUGCUGCGGGUACUCCGUUUCCACAACCUAAAAAUAUGCUGUGAACGUCUUCCUCGUGGGUUCCCUUGGACCGACAGAAUGGCUGCGGAGCCCGGAUGCCAGAUGGAAACGUCACCCAUAGGGACAUCAUAAAGACAGAAAGAGAGACAGUAUUUCAUCCGGUGGCAGAUUCCUGUUUGCCACGCGUGGCCUCCUUCGCCCAUGGACCUCAGGGUGGGAGAGCGGGGGAUGCGCCCCGGCUCCGACACGGCGCUCCUCAGUCCGCUGCACCCGCCGCUGCUUCUCAGCCCGUUCUCCCCGCCGGCCCGCACCUCCUUCUCCCAGCAGCAGCUGCAGCAGCACAUCCGGUUCAAUAUGGAGCAGAGGCGGCGUGAACAGGAACACCAGGAGAAGCAUCAAGAACUGCAGCAGCUCAAAAACAAGGACAAGAGCCAACAAAGUGCAGUGGCCAGUUCACUGGUGAAACAGAAACUCCAGCAGGUGAUCUUGAAGAAGCAGAAGCAGGCGGCACUGGAAAGAACGAGCUCCAACCCUUUGGCUGUAACGCCAGUGGCAUACAGAAAACUGGGCCCAGACCCGAAUGUUCCGUCCCAACCUCUGGUCUCCUCUCCGUCACAGCCUUCCUCCGAGGGUUCAGAAAGAACGCCACUACGCAGGGCAGCGUCUGAGCCCAACCUGAAAGUGAAGCACAAGCUCAAGAAGCAUCUCAACACCCGAAAGAGCCCGCUCACCCGCAAAGAGAGCGCCCCGCCCACUGUCAGACACAGAGUACCUGAUACACUGGACUCCUCACCCAGCAGCAGCAGCACUCCAGCCUCAGGCUGCAGCUCGCCUAAUGACACUUUCCACAAUGAAAACGGGCUGCUGCCAUCUGCAGGCGGACUCUCGCAUGAGGCACAGAAGCUGCUGCUCAGAGACGGCACGCUGGCAAACUUCACCAUCCAGAGUCCUUCCACCCUGCCCACCAUCACACUGGGACUACCAGCCAAUGCCAGGGUUGAAGGAGAGCUGUCCCCUCUGAAAGUGGGUGGAGUGUCCAUGGUCACAGCCGGGGCCCCACAGGUGUGGUUGCCCCUGAGCAGAGAGGACCAAGCCGGGCAGCUCAGCCCUCGCCUCCCUGUUAUCAUCCUGGAGCCCUCUGGACUGGUGCAUGCUCCGCUCCUCUCUGUGCCGGGCCUGGAGUCUGUGCCGCUGCAGUUCGCCUCGCACUUGGACCAGCUGUCCCCGGGGGGCGCUCAGGCCCACAAGCCCCUGAGCCGAACGCGCUCGGAGCCCCUGCCGCAGAGCACGAGGGCCCUCCACACGCAGCUGCUCCAGCAGCACCACAACACGCAACUGCUGGAGAGAUUACAACAGCAGACUCACCUCGGCAAGCUCAUGUCCAAAUCCAGCGAGAAGCCCAGACUCCACCAGAUCCCCUCUGAGGACAUGGACUCAGAGGACGGCGGGGGGACGUCGCCGCCAGAGCCGGGCUAUCCAGGCAGAGUGCGGGCUGAUUCCAUCAGGGAGGCGGAGCCAGCAUCUUCAACAGGAUCCAGUAACCAAGAGCAGCUCAACUUACAACACGCACUCAUACUCAACCAGUCUUUGCUAUGGGAGCAGCAGAAGCAGCUGCAACAGUUGCACCGACAAAUGGAGACCCUGGCCGUCCCGAUGCUACGUAGCGGCGGAAGCGGUGCCGUUGGCGGCGCUCUGGGCGUCCACCGCCCCCUGUCGCGUGCGCAGUCCUCACCGGCCUCCACGUCUCUCACCCUGCCCGAAAACCCUCUGAGCCUGACCGGGCAGGAAGCAAGCAGCAAACCACGCUUCACCACUGGCUUGGUGUAUGACUCCCAGAUGCUGAAGCACCAGUGCACAUGUGGAGACAACAGCAGUCACCCCGAGCAUGCUGGGAGAAUCCAGAGCAUCUGGUCCCGACUACAAGAGAGAGGCCUGAGGGGCCAGUGUGAGAGCAUUCGCGGUCGUAAGGCCACCUUGGAAGAGCUGCAGUCCGUCCACAGUGAGCGCCACGUUUUGCUCUACGGCACCAACCCGCUCAACCGCCUCAAACUGGACAACCGCAAACUGGCAGGAAUCCUCUCUCAGAGGAUGUUCGUUAUGCUGCCGUGCGGAGGCGUCGGGGUGGACAACGACACCAUCUGGAACGAGUCGCACACGUCCACGGCGUCGCGCAUGGCCGCCGGCAGUGUUGUCGAGCUGGCGGUCAGAGUGGCCAAGGGUGAGCUCAAGAACGGCUUUGCUGUGGUCAGACCACCAGGGCACCAUGCUGACCCUUCCAACCCAAUGGGCUUCUGCUACUUUAACUCUGUGGCCAUCGCUGCCAAACAGCUCCAGCAGAAGCUCAGCGUCAGCAAAAUCCUCAUUGUGGAUUGGGAUGUUCACCACGGUAACGGCACCCAGGAGGUUUUCUACAACGACCCCAGCGUCCUCUACCUGUCGCUUCACCGCUACGACCACGGCAACUUCUUUCCUGGCAGCGGCUCACCGGCUGAGGUGGGGUCAGGCGCCGGGGAGGGCUUCAACGUGAACGUGGCGUGGACGGGAGGAUUGGAGCCUCCCAUGGGGGACGCGGAGUACCUUGCAGCGUUCAGGACCGUGGUGAUGCCCAUCGCCCAGGAGUUUUCCCCGGACGUGGUUCUGGUCUCAGCAGGUUUUGACGCUGCCGAGGGCAACCCUGCGCCUCUAGGAGGCUACAAGGUGUCUGCCAAAUGUUUCAGCUUUCUGACCCGCCAGUUGAUGUCCCUAGCAGGGGGUCGCCUGGUUUUGUCGCUGGAGGGGGGUCACGACCUCACCGCUAUCUGCGACGCGUCCGAGGCUUGCGUCAGUGCGCUGCUUGGUGCACAGGAUUCACUGUCAGAGGAGGUGCUGUUGCAGAAACCGAACGCUAACGCCGUCCGCUCCCUGCAGACGGUCAUACAAAUACAAAGUCAAUACUGGCCGAGUGUGAAGACUUCCAGCAGCUCAGUGGGUGUCUCCUACCUGCUCGCCCAGACUGGAGACUGCGAGGAAACAGAUGCUGUAAACGCUCUGGCCUCGCUCUCAGUGGGAGUUCUUUCCACCAAGAGCCUUCCAGAUGAGCCAAUGGAGCAUGACAGCGACUCCAUGUGACCCCCCCGCAUCACCUCUCUCAGCUCACCUUCAGGAAAGGAGGCGGGGCCCCCACGUGGGGGCCCCUGGACCUCCAGCACUGCUCGCAAAGCUUCCAUCCGCCCGUCCGCCUUACUCCGUACGUCUGAUGAUGUCAUACAAGCGCCUCAAUGCUGGGAACCAUUCAGCGGUAACCUCACCAAACCUCACCAAAGAGCAAUACGAGAUGUUGUUGUUAUGUCGACGGACUUUUUGACUGACAAGGAGUUGUGCCUUUUGUGCAGCACAACAAUGUUUCUCCUGGACGCACAAUGUUGCAGGUGCUGUCUCUCUUUGCCUUAACCUUAGGACCAACCACUUUGGAUCCCUUCCUUCUAUGCCACUUUGCCUUCCAAAAAAAAUACUAUUUUUGAAGCAACCCUGACAGGUGAAAGCACACACACACACACACAAGUAAGAAAAGCGGCAAUGGAGAAAACACACAACAUUUAAUGUCCUCCGUGUAUUUGAACCACUCUGAGACAAUGAUAAUACUUCCAUGCUUGAUUGCACUGUUCAUUCCUUACUGUGAAGUGUAAGCUCCUCCUCUCUUUAAAGAGUCGUCAUGGCGACGUCUUUUUACGAACUCCGAAUUGUUACAUACUGUGGAAUUGCGCUUACCGUGACUUAAUGCGCCGCUUAUGUACCACUGGUAUUGUUUUUUUUUUAAAAUAGAUGUUCAUUCCAUAGUGGACCAUUGUGAUACGUAGUAAUGAUCGCACUUCAACACAUCGCACAAGCAAGAGCCUGCGUGUUGUCGUUAAAGGCUUGAUUGGCAACAACAGGGACCAUGUCCUCCUGAGAGACCGUAUUUUCCCGUAUAUAAGCCACACCCACUCAACUUGAGGAGAAAACUCAUAUUUUUCUAUGUCCUAACCGCCCCGGACUAUAAAUACAAUGUGAGUUGAGGUAUUUAGUAGUCAGUGGUAUUCACUUUUGGUGAAUCUACAAAAACCGUAACAACACAAAAAGAAUGCCGGCGUUAGUUAAUACCAUACUUGCCAACCCUCCCGGAUUUUCCGGGAGACUCCCGAAAUUCAGCGCCUCUCCCGAAAACCUCCCGGGGACAAAUUUUCUCCCGAAAAACUCCCGAAAUUCAACAACAGUGUCUACCGUAAAGCAGUUCGUCUGCCGUAAACAGGCAAUGUUGUGACACUUUUAAACAGGACAAUACUGCCAUCUACUGUACAUGCAUAUGUGACCCACCCGUAAUGUGUCACAUUUGUGUGUUGAUUUAUUUAUUUUAUUUUGUGGUUUGAAUUCGUUUUUGGAGCUGUCAUUACACAUUUAUCAGUAUUCACAUUGGUCAGUAGGGGGGCAGUAGGGCGUUUCUUACCAAUUGAAUGCUAUCACCUGCAGACCGGAAGUGGCUUGUCAUUCUGAUGAGCGCGACCAGUCUGUGAACAAUUGGAACGUCCUGUGAGUGCUUUUUCCUCCUGUAUAACAGGUUAGUUUUGGUGAAUCAACUCACUGAAUAAAGUAAAGUUAAAGUUAAAGUACCAAUGAUUGUCACACACACACUAGGUGUGGCGAAAUUAUUCUCUGCAUUCGACCCAUCACCCUUGAUCACCCCCUGGGAGGUGAGGGGAGCAGUGGGCAUCAGCGGUGGCCGCGCCCGGGAAUCAUUUUGUGGUGAUUUAACCCCCAAUUGCAACCCUUGAUGCUGAGUGCCAAGCAGGGAGGUAAUGGGUCCCAUUUUUAUAGUCUUUUGUAUGACUCGGCCGGGGUUUGAACUCACAACCUACAGAUCUCAGGGCGGACUCUCUAACCACUAGGCCACUGAUAAUAUCCAUGUGAUCUUUAUAAGUUUAAGUACACAUUCUGAUGGUGGAGCCUAACUCUAAAGUGUUUGUGAGUUGUAGUUUGUAAAUGAACACUGAAAUUCAAGUAUUUAUUUUAUUUAUAUAUAUAUAUAUAUAUAUAUAUAUAUAUAUAUAUAUAUAUAGCUAGAAUUCACUGAAAGUCAAGUAUUUCUUAUAUAUAUAUAUAUAUAUAUAUGUCUUAAUAAGGUUAUCCAAAAAAUAGUGCUCGAUACCGUAGUAGAGCGCAAUAUAUGUAUGUGUGGGAAAAAAAAUCACAAGACUACUUCAUCUCUACAGGCC
Nerophis lumbriciformis (worm pipefish) is the source of this 5363-nucleotide messenger RNA. The record is from RefSeq and is a predicted model, not a curated record. NCBI's taxonomy places the organism in Eukaryota, Metazoa, Chordata, Actinopteri, Syngnathiformes, Syngnathidae.